GACAUUUCGGCGACAAACUCUGAUUGUCAGUCACCAGCGAACACGUUGUCAUUUAUGUAUGUGCUUGUGCGGGAUAGAGGAGAGCUCGAAAGCGCGUGGAAUUGUUCUAAACGAAAAUAACGGGUAAUAUAAACGCGGCGGAUGGAUACACGAAGAGCUUGUGUCAAGUGGUGUACAUUUGAGUGAAACAUACAAUCGGUUCGCAGCAGUCUUGACGUGUUGUGUUUGUUGAAAACAGCAAGUGAUUGUUACGGAUAUACGUUGACCACGUUGUUGCGUACUCCACACCGCGGACCCUGGGCUGUCGACGGGGGGAGACAGGUACGAUGCCAGGGUCGGAGCUGCUGGUCGGGACGGCGGUCCUGUGGGUGUUGGCGAGUUUGACGGUGGGAGGGGUGGAUUCCAUGUCGUUCGAUCACAACGUCCACAACGCGAAAUGCGAGCCCAUCACCAUACCCAUGUGUCUGGACAUGCGAUACAACCUCACUCGGAUGCCCAACCUGGUCGGGCACACGAACCAGAAGGACGCCGCGAUUCAGGUACACGAGUUUCUACCGCUCGUCCAGAUCGGAUGUUCUCGUCUGCUAAAGUUUUUUCUGUGUUCGCUGUACGCCCCGAUGUGCACGGAACUUGUCGAAGAGACCCUGAUCAUCCCGGCGUGUCGAUCCAUGUGCCUGGAGGUGAAAUCGAAGUGCGCCCCUAUUCUCGCCAGGUUCAGUUUCCCGUGGCCCGACAUUCUCUCGUGCGAAAAGCUACCCGAGAGAAGCGACCCGACAAGCAACCUGUGCAUGGAAGCGCCGAACGUCACCGACGAACCAGACUUCGACGCUGGGACGCACCGCCACGAAAAUCUGGACGACAUGAACCCUGAGUUAAAAAAGAUAUUCGAGUCGCUUACGAAAUCGACGACCGAAACGUCCAGGUACGACAUCAAGCACAAGACCGACGUGAACAACGUCUGCCCCGUGCGCUUCGUGCACGUGGACAAGCUGCAGAAGAACAACUCGUGCGCGCCGCGCUGCGACGUGGACGUCUAUUUCCGCCAGGAGGACAAGGUGUUCGCCGAGGUCUGGAUGAUCGUGUGGGCCUCGCUGUGCGGCCUGUCGACAACCAUCACCGUCCUCACCUUCGUGAUCGACACCUCCAGGUUCAAGUACCCGGAGAGGCCCAUCAUAUUCUUGUCCAUGUGCUACGCCAUCUACUCAAUGGCGUUCGUGAUCCGGGCCGUGAUCGGGCCCGACGCCAUCUCGUGCGACAGGGGCCGCGACGGCAGGAAGUUCCUCAUCCAGGAAGGGCUGGAGAGCACGUGGUGCAUCAUCGUCUUCCUCAUCCUCUACUUCUUCGGCAUGGCCAGCUCCAUCUGGUGGGUGAUCCUCACCGUGACAUGGUUCCUGGCGGCGGGCAGGAAGUGGGGGCAGGAGGCCAUAGAAGCUUUAAGCAGUUACUUCCACCUGGCCGCCUGGGCCAUCCCGGCCAUCAAGACUAUCAUCAUCCUCACGAUGAGGAGGGUAGACGGGGACGAGCUCACGGGGCUAUGCUACGUGGGCAACCAGGACAUCGCGGCGCAGACGGGGUUCGUCCUCGCGCCCCUCAUUGUGUACCUCAUCGUGGGCACCGCCUUCAUACUGGCCGGUUUCGUGGCCCUCUUUCGUAUUAGGAACAACUUAAAACAGGACGGAACGAAUAUUCGAAAACUCGAGAAACUAAUGGCCAAGAUAGGUGUUUUUUCCGUGUUGUACACAGUGCCGGCCACGUGCGUGAUCGGUUGUUUGUUUUACGAAAGGAUUAACUUCGACCAGUGGAGGACUCAGGCCAUGAUGCGGCCGUGCCACAGUCGGAACGACUGUACGCUGGAGCAUUCUAUUCCCACCGUGGAGGUGUACAUGCUGAAGAUCUUCAUGUCGCUCGUGGUGGGCAUCACCAGCGGCAUGUGGAUCUGGAGUACCAAGACAGCCGCCUCGUGGAGACAGUUUUUCUCUAGUCGAUUUUCUAGAAGAAAGUCGAAAUACAGUGCAAACUAUCACCAGGCACCAGUGAUUGUUAUGAAGCAACAGACAGGGCAGAAAUGCGCGCCCAAAGUUGCCGGUUCCAGGGUAUAAGUUAAAACUAAUCACACCUCUUCUGUUUGUUUUUUGUUUUUUUUCUCUGAUGUUUCUGUUACGGAAUAUUGCGAACAGUUUUGACUGGCAAUUUUAAAAACAAAACAAAUAGUCAGCUCUUGUGUUUUCUCUUUGUUUCUGUUACGGAUAUUACAGAAAAUUUUGAAUGGCAAUAUUAUAGGAAAUUUUGAAUGGCAGUCUGAACCAAAAUAAUCUUAUUUUCUGUUUUCUUUACAUUUCUGUUACGGAUAUCACAGAAAUUGUUGACUGAUAAUUUGAAAGAAGUCAUCUACUUUAUCUUUCUUUUAAGUUGACAAAUAAUUUUAAAGAAAUUACCUAUUUUAUGGUUCUUUACAUUUCUGUUACGGGACAUCGCAGAAAUCGUCGAAUUGAUAAUUUGAAAGAAAUCAUCUGUUUUAGGUUUCUUUGUUUCUGUUACAGGAUAUCAUAGCAAUUUAGUCACUGGCAAUUUGAAAGAAAUCAUCUGUUUUAAGUUUCUUUGCUUUCUAUUUCGGGAUAUCACCGAAGUUUAGUCACUGACAAUUUGAAAGUAAUCAGUCGCAAGUGCUCCUUUAAAUUAUACGUUGCAGUAUAAGCCAUCUUUUUGAGUUGUUGAUAGUAUAUUUGUUACACCGCGAGUGUAUAUUAUGUUCGAUAUGGGAGAAACUUGAUUGACCUUGUUUCCAGUGACGGUGAACAGGCUGGCACGAUACACUUGAUAAACAGACGGUGUUUCAAACUUGAAACGAGUAUCUGGCCAGCGUGAGGAAUGAAUGAAUGUUUGCUUUUUUAUGUGUUCAAGUUUGGAAUAUUCUUCUCUUUUUUUGACAUUUGAAAUAAGAUAAAAUUACUAUAUUU
Messenger RNA from Gigantopelta aegis, 2957 nucleotides. RefSeq names its product frizzled-9-like. NCBI's taxonomy places the organism in Eukaryota, Metazoa, Mollusca, Gastropoda, Neomphalida, Peltospiridae. The transcript has a single exon. Gene Ontology annotation, biological process: non-canonical Wnt signaling pathway; canonical Wnt signaling pathway. Gene Ontology annotation, cellular component: plasma membrane. Bases 327 to 2099 code for a protein of 590 amino acids. Gene Ontology annotation, molecular function: Wnt receptor activity; Wnt-protein binding. The record is from RefSeq and is a predicted model, not a curated record.